GUGAGUGCGUGAGUGAGUUCCCGGCUCGGCUUCGGUUCAGUCCAGCAAGUGCCGCUAGUGAGUGAUAGUGGGUGCGUGCGGCCUCACUUGGUUCCGCGCUUUACGGUGCAUUGCUAACCACGGCUUGCCAGUUGCCGCGUAACAAAACUGACUUCGAAGUGUGAGGAGUGGUCGUCUUGUGAAGCCCAGUGACAGCCUCGUGCUAACCAUGCUGACCUACUGGAGGGUGGCGGUGGCGGUGACAGUAGUGGUGGUAGUGAUUCAAGGCCCCACCGAGGCGAUGCUGGAGCGGCCGCCCCUCGUUGUGCCUGGCGAUGCUGUCAUAGGUGUGAUAGCAGACCUGCACGGGCGCGCGGGACCUGACGGAGGGUGUGGCGCUGUGAAGCCCAGGGCCGUGGAGCAGGUGCUGGCGGCACAGUGGGCGCUGGACACCAUCAACAAUCAGUCUGAACACGAUUACACAAUCGGUUUGCGUGUGUACGACGCGUGUGGGGAUGAGGGCGAGGCUGUGCGGCAGACGUUACGCCUCAGACAGGACACCAUGGCUCCCAACGCGCCGCUUCUUGGUGUGGUGGCCUUGGGCUCCAGUCAGGUAGUGUCAGCAACAGCUCUGUCACUCCAUUCCUUCAAGACGCCCACCCUCAUCACCGAUGCUUGUGCUGCCCACACCACCAAACCUGCUGACAACCUUUUCUCCACAGCACCUCACCUCACUGACCAACUGCAGGCGGUGCUGUCAGCUGCUGAGCACCUUGGAGGUGAAGUUGCUGGAGUGAGUGUGGUGUCCAGCUUCAGCCAUGCAUCUGACAUGCUACAGCAGCUGGCAUUGAGAGGCAGCCCAAAGCUUUUGCACCUGCUGAAGGUUGAUGCAGAGCCUGACCUGACUAAGAAAAUAAUACAUUUCAUAAGCAACAAUGUGAGCUUUGGUGGAGUGAUAGUGCUGUUGCUCAAAUCAGCAGAACUCAAUGUGUUCAUUUCUGAAGUGGAUGAACAAGUGGUGAAGAAGACUGGCCUGCGUUGGGUCCUCUCGACUCUUGGGGAAGAACCUCUUGCCAGGGAACUCAUUGAAAAAGGGAUCAGAAAGAAAUUUACUGGUUCUCUCCUAGUGGAGUCCCACUCACCAGUCACCCCAGUGUUCAGCCAGUACUUUGCUGAAGCUGUCCUCAACAAGACAUCUGUGACAGCAUCCCUUGCCCAGCAGUACAUGGACACGGUAGCACACUGUGACUCAGAGGUCCUCAGUGUCUCUGCUUCACCCUGUGUGAGCAAGCAGGAGCUGGCACAACUGGUGCAGGGUUCCACUGUGACUGCCACUGUCAGUGCUGUGUCGUCCCUGGCUGCUGCCUUCCGUCGAGUGCAGAUCAAGAAGUGCUCCAAAGGUGUGCACUGCCUGGAGGCACUAUGGCAUGACCUGCAUCAAGAUGUGCUGGAAGAACUACGGAAGCUACCGUGCACUGACGGUGCUGACCAGAUCUGUUACAUAGCCAACAGACUCAACAACUUCUUUGUCAUUGUACAGAUCACUCCUCUUGAACUGCGUGAGGUAGGAACAUACUGUGAGGACACAGGAUUGGAGUGGGCCAGUGGAAAAACUAUUAAUUUUGAUAAAAGAGAGAAACAUCAUAGAGGAGUUGCCUUGAGCCUGGUGGCACAGCAAGCAAGGAGGCACAAGACAGUGAUAAAGGCUGCACUGGUCACUCAUGAGGACUAUGUGAGGCGAACCUGGGCCUUCUCAGUGCUGGUGACAGCCUGCUUAGGGGUGGUGUCAUCCCUGUACAUCACUGUGUACGUGGCACUGCGGGUUUGUGAUGGCACUCUCCAGGGACCACAGGUGCUGGGAACGCUGCUGCUGAUGGGUGUCAUGGGCGUGUUUUCCUCCUGUGUCGUGUAUGUGUUGCCGCCUUCUGCCAUCACCUGUUCUGUUCGGCAAUGGGCGCCCACCCUGUGCUUGGCGCUGUGCUAUGGUGUGCUGCUAGUGAAAGCAAUGCAGCUCAGAGCUCUGGUGUCUGUUGGUGCUGAGGGAAAGGUAUCUCAAGUGAAUCUACACAUCACCCUGUUGUUCAUACUGGGUGUACAAAUUGCACUGUGUCUGCUGGGGCAUGCUGGUGGGCUGAGUGUUGGGGAGGAUCCUCUGGUGAGAGUCGAGCCGAGUGGGCGGCUGUGUGGCAUGAAGCCCUUUGCUACCCUGGCUACAAGGGUGUACCUGCUCUUCCUGCUGCUGCUCUGCCUUGUCUUGUCUACUCUGAACCGAAAGAUUCAGAGGAACCACAAUGAGGGACACUGGCUGCUAUUGACGUCCUGUGUGUCGGUGCCGGUGGUGGUGGCGUGGUCCAUCAUGAGCUACCUGGCGCCUCUCUCCCUGGAGGCACCCACUACCAGUGUGGCACUGCUUAUUCUGGCAUCACUCAUACUUGGACUUCUCUUCAUCCCAAAAAUGAGAAUCAUUACCCAGCAAGCAAAGAAAUUCAGACACAAGCGGCUUGCAGCAGCAGCAUCAGUCUCUACAGUCCUGAGCCAGAUAGAGGAUGGAUCAGUAGUCGGGGUGCCUGUCCUGCAAGACACCCUGAAGCCUCGUAAUGGCAGCCCACAGCACAGCCACCAGGAUGCAGCAGGAUCAGUCAGGUCAUCUAUUGCUUCACAGAAUAAUUAUCGUGCUGCCUUCAGUGCAGUGUAUGGAUUCCCACAGCCAUCUCCAUUGAGCAGCCCAAGCCGUGUCCUGAGAAACCCCAUUCAUGAUGCUUCCAAAGGAGCUUAUCCUUGAGGUCUCGGUAAUGCUGCAGUAUUGUGGGAACUGGUGUUUCUUUUACUCACUGCCAGUGGCAGAUUUAUGAUGUAUGGGGCCCCAGGCCAGUGGUCUUUCAUGUUACUUUGUUUUAAAUGUUUCCAUCAUCAUUUCACAUUGUGUUGAUUGUAAUUUGUAGAAUAUUGCAGUAUAUGUAAUGUAACUAAUGUACCACCUCUAGGGUGUGUGGCUCUUGUGAGUGAAGGGCUUACUUAGUUACCUUCCUUAAGUCCACUACUGCUCUCUGUGAUCAGUAUUUGGGAAGAGUUGUAGCUACUACGUAAAUGAUCAGUUACCAGUGUGUGUGUGUGUGUGUGUGUGUGUGUGUGUGUGUGUGUGUGUGUGUGUGUGUGUGUGUGUGUGUGUGUAUUCUAGAGCUGUAGCUAGGGAGUUAAGGAGAGCUGCUGCCUAGUGAAAGCUAAUGUAGUAACUUUUAGUAUAUAGUAUAUUUUUUAUUUCCGAUAUGAGUCUUCUACACUGCACAAAACUUAUCAAUAUAAUAAGAUGUAGUAAUAAUUAUAUAUCUUUUGUUUCCUUAUAACUUGUCUUUUCCAGCACAUAAGAUGUAAUCCAAAGAUGUGGAAACGGAGAACUUGGCAGAACUAAAACUUGUGGGAUAUUAUAUUUUACUCCCAAGAUGGAACAUGAAACCUUGUUAAAACUUUUCAUUGCUUUCUUUCAUCAUAUUUGAUUUAAAUUAUCUUUAAAUUUUAUGGUAAUUACUACUUUAAUGGAUAUCCAGUGGUUUGACACUGCCAAUCCACAAAGAAUUCAGUGAUGUGUCAUCUCCAAUAAGGCUCAUAAUUAUGUCCAUCCAUCAAGAUUGUUUUACAUACUAGUACCUGAUUAUCUGUGUACUGUAGUGUGUAUAGUUAAUCACAAUGAGCUUGCAGUCAGCAGAUGUCUUACUGAUGAUACUUAGUGCACUGGUGACUGGUAUCAGGUAUUAAUGAACCCAGUCCUCACUUCUCCCAAGAUCUAAAUAGAAAAAGAAACAUGAGAAUAGGACAUUUCAUCUGUAGUGCUGUUAGAAAUUGUGCAUAGAACAAAUAUGUGUAAUUAUUCAGAACAUUCAACUCUUACAUGUCAGGAGCACAUGGUUGGUGGCACAUUUUGUGGUUGGCCAUUGUACUCCAUGCAUCUUCUAAGGUGACUUGAAAUGAUGAAACUAAAAGAUUGAAAAUCCCUCCUCAGUAUUUUUAUUCCUGCCAUGAGGCACAGCAUAAUGUUUGGCACUGCCACCAAACUUUAAAGUGAUCUCGGCUUGGUAUGUGUAUAGAUCAAUGCAUGUUCAGUAUUAAGGUAUGUAAUACAUAACUGGAUGGUAAUUUUUUCAACACUUGAAAAUAAAAGAAGAAAAAAGAAAAGAAAAAAGGAAAUAGUAUUUGAUGUUGAGAAAUGUUUAUUCUGCUGCUGCAACUGUGGAAAAUGCUAUUCACUGGACAAAACAACUUGUAUUUGUUAUCCAUUUAUACAGUGGUAAAUAGGAUGACUUAACUUUCCAUAUGUUCAAUCAGUGAUAUAACUAUGUAUUUGCUUGUUUGGUCUUUUAUUUAUUUUUUUUCAAUAAGUGCUUUCUUGUUGAGCCAUAUACAGCUAUAUACAUUAUAUAUUUCUUAAUCUGUUUUCUCCUGUGUGAUGGAUAAAUGUACAUGUGCCCUCUGAGUAUGAAUAAAUGUAACAAAUAGGUAGUGACAUUGGUUGCCAUUACAUAAUCAUGCAGUUCUCAAUCAAUAUUUUUCCCAGUACAGUGGUUCAUCAUUUGUCACUGGUCACAACAGUGAAUCUGAGCUUUAUGGUAUGUAAGUCUGAUUAUAAAAAUAUUACUUGUAUCAUGCAAGAAUGCUCAUGGAGUUCAUCAAUAUAAAGGAUAUAUGGAUUAUGUAUGCCUAGUAUGAUUUUAAAUUAGGAGAAUUCAUAAAUAUUGAAAAGUUUGGGAGUUUGUAAAAAAAUAAUACUUUCUGACAUUAA
Portunus trituberculatus (swimming crab) is the source of this 4753-nucleotide messenger RNA. RefSeq lists its product as uncharacterized. Gene Ontology annotation, molecular function: adenylate cyclase inhibiting G protein-coupled glutamate receptor activity. The record is from RefSeq and is a predicted model, not a curated record. Gene Ontology annotation, cellular component: membrane. NCBI's taxonomy places the organism in Eukaryota, Metazoa, Arthropoda, Malacostraca, Decapoda, Portunidae. Gene Ontology annotation, biological process: regulation of synaptic transmission, glutamatergic; G protein-coupled glutamate receptor signaling pathway.